GAACAAGUCGGCUUCGUCAACUGGAGCUGGCUCUAACAGUUUUCUUGCUUUCGACCAAGGCGAAUCUUGGCUCCGUCUCGUCUUGGCGCCCCCCCGGAUGCAUGUUUGAAGCGUGCAGUCUGCACAGUAGCUAGCUGCACUAGCCAGGACCUCUAAGGCUAUAAACACGCCUGUUACAGCACAUGCGCGAGAUCGUGAUGAAUGAUGAUGGAGGAUUUGCAGUCACUGGGUACUUGCAGUACAGGAUACACCUGUUGCCUCCCAUUUCUUGGUUCCAGGUUCUUCAUUUCGAUAUCCAUCGCUGCUCACUUUCCUGUUUUUCUGUUACAACUCGGAGAACGGCACUGAAACCCUGGUCAUGGAAUAUUAUGCAGGUACUCAUGAGCUCGAAUGUCAAAAGUUGUUCGUUUCGGUAAAUCUUUUACGCAUUGGCCUCAACAUUCGAAUCGAUCGGGUAACGGCCUGUCCAGGUUGCAUUCAUGACCUCUACCUUAGUACCUAGGUCAGUGUACCCAAUACCUGAAACCCCAAGACAUGCCGCGUGAGCUUGAGGCUCAGCUCUGCGCAAACGGGGUCGACCUCCGUUUGAGUACUUGCUGUAUUGUUCCCGGCGGUCUCGUUUAGGGCGAGCUGAGACGUGGGAUGCUGUGUUUCCUUCGCCUUGCAUAACGUAAGCUAGGGGCCAGCUGAGGCCACUACAUAUCUGGAGGCUCUGGGUGCCGUAUUCACAAAGUGUCCCAGCGGACGGCUCGGACUGGGCGAGAUCUACGCUAGGUGCACAGUGUAUGGUACUGGUACAGAGGCAGAGAGGCAGCAGUAGCUUGACUGACAUCAAUCUGAAGCACGAUGCACGGAUAUUUGGACGUGCCUCCACCGUUCUCCAAGCAUACGAAUCGCCAAGGCCCGGAGCUAGGGCGGACAGUCCGGGGAGAAGGGGGUGUGUGAAUAGAAGUCAUCGUCAAAGGGCCCCAGUGCAAUGCAGUCAGCCAAGAUGGACGGCAUGGUAUAGCAUGGCAUGGUUCGUGUCUAAGUGUCUCGGUCUGUGUCCAUAAAAACGUCUUGACUUCCAGACUCUCUAUUCUUUCUCUCCUUCCCUCUCAUUCAUCGCUGUCAGCCAAUUCAAGAUCAGUCCUUCGCAUCCCCAAAACAACAACAAGCACUUCUCAGUCCAAUCUUCUCACCAACAACACCAACAUCAUGAAGUACUCCGCUGUCACUCUUCUCGCUGCCCUGGCUGCCUACUCUCAGGUAUGAUACACUGUUCCCCCAAGUUUCGCAGACUCGCCGUGCUAGCAUGAUACAGGCCCAGUCCAUCUCCAUCCCUGGCGGUGACGAGGUCUCCUCUAUCAUUGGCGAUGUUUCCUCCCGAAUUGGUGAUGCCUCCUCUAUCAUUGAGGAUGUCUCUACCCGUGUCGGUGACGAGGUCUCUUCUCGUGUCGGCGAUGCCUCUUCUCGCAUCAGCACCGCCACCGAGACUGGUGCUUCUACAACUGUCACUGAUGCUUCCACCGCCACCGAUUCCGCAGAGACCGAGAGCGAGAGUGAGACCGGAUCCAACACUGUCGACACCGGUGCCCUCGCCAGCGUGACCAGCGCUCUUGCCAGUGCUUCCAGCGCCAUUGACGACCAGCUUGCUUCUCUCAGCUCUGAUCUCGCCACUGCUACUGGUACUGCCAGCGAGGCUAUUGAGUCCAAGAUCGCUGCCGCCACCUCUAAGCAGGGUGCUAUCGAGAGCAGUGCUGGUGCUGCCGCCAGCAGCGCCACUGGCGACAACGCUGGUGCCAUGCCUACUGCUGCCGUCGCUAUGGGUGCUCUUAUGGGUGGUGCUGCUCUCUUUGCCAACAUGUAAAGUGGCAUUUACGGAAGAUUACAUUAAUAAUGAGAUAAACGGUCAAAUCUUCAGGCGCCAUCAGUUUAGCCAACGGAACUCUUGUAUACAUAUAUCCAACUCUGGUGAGCCAAGGAUAUGACAGGGUUCGGGAUCUUAAUUAACUAGCGUUGCACAUCUGCCGUUAGUGUGAUGAAAAAGGGAAUCUGGAACUGAGGGAUGCCUAUGUAUGUCUGGUGCAGCCUUUGUAACGGUGACUUUUGUCAAUAGCAUUAUUCAUAUGAAUUGUUCUUGACCUUUGGAUAUCAAAAUAAAGAUUUUUCAUAUCAUAAGUUGGCCCAAUGACGAAUUUCUAUGUUUUAUGCUUUUAUGUGCUCCCAAUUGCGUGAAUAAUGCAAAGCUACAUACAUUUAUU
Fusarium verticillioides 7600 is the source of this 2243-nucleotide messenger RNA. RefSeq lists its product as hypothetical. Bases 1295 to 1849 code for a protein of 184 amino acids. Lineage: Eukaryota; Fungi; Ascomycota; Sordariomycetes; Hypocreales; Nectriaceae. The transcript is spliced from 2 exons. The record is from RefSeq and is a predicted model, not a curated record.